Molecule: messenger RNA, 1287 nt
Organism: Salvia miltiorrhiza (redroot sage)
Lineage: Eukaryota; Viridiplantae; Streptophyta; Magnoliopsida; Lamiales; Lamiaceae
Product: cyclin-dependent protein kinase inhibitor SMR6-like
Exons: 1
Coding region: 703-1020 (105 amino acids)
Biological process (GO): regulation of DNA endoreduplication
Source: RefSeq, a predicted model, not a curated record
CUAUUAUUCGAUUUGGUGAUGGAGAAUUUUGAGUACCCCAUAACAAUUUUUUUUAUUUUUUAUUCACUUUCUCAACUUAUUUAUAAUUUUACUCCACGCAUUAUUCCCACUAUUAUAACAUUAUUACAAAUAUAUCGCAUUUUUACACCCAUCUUCAAACAUUUAAAAUUUUUGGAUUUUGUAAGAAUAAAAGUCCAACUUGACAUCCAUCUAUGACUAUGACCAUGACCAUCGGGGACUGACGAGGAAAUUUUGUUAAUGGCGAGGGCAAAAUCGGAAACCGAAAGAACUGACGGUUGAAACGAAACAAAUUUGCCGCCAGGAAUCAAAGUCAAUAUUCUGUGAAAUUACUAUGCUACCCUUUCUCUUCUUUCCCUUACCCUUUAUAUCUCCCUCUUUGCUUAGGUCACAACUUCCUCGGGUUCUCUCUCUCUCUCUCUUCAAUUUCCACUUCAAAGUUCAAACACAGACACAAAAUUAUAUUCACAAUUGCUCUACCACCUCCCUUCAUUUAAAGCCCCCUUUCCACCAAGCUAAAGAGAAUUCCACAAAAUCCCCUUUUUCAUCAAGUUUUUUCCUUCAAGUUUCCUCAAGAAUCUAUUCCAUCUUCCCCACACCAAAAAAAGAGCACAAAAGAGAGAAUCCCUUUUCCCAUUUUUGCACAUACUAUACAUACAACCCAUCAAAAUUUGAUCUUUCAAAAUGGGUGUUUCCGAAAAGCUCCAUUCCAUGGAUAGUGGAGCUGUGGAUGCAGAAAAAUGGGUCAUUUCCGCCGGAAUCGCUCUCCGGAGCUCGUUGAAGCCGGUUUUCACCAAGCCGGCGGAGAGGCCCGACGCCGACGAGGAUUUUCCGACGACCCCGACUUACGCGGAGUCGAGAAUUCCGGCGAGAUUGCCGUGCCCGCCCGCCCCUAAGAAGCGGAAACCGGCGCCGGCGCCGAGAUCGUCUUGCCGAGCGAGAGAGUUUUUCAACCCUCCCGAUUUGGAGACGAUCUUCAUACGAAGAGUUGAGGGUUCCUAACUUAUAACCAAAUCGAAACGAGUCGAGUCGAGUCGAAUAGUAGUAAUUAAAAGUAGUUGAAUUGAUUAAGUAUAAGCUAUAACUCAAUGUUGCCCUUUUCUAUUUUUUUUUUAGGAAGGAUUUUUAGGUUAGUUUGUAGAUUCUUGAUCUCGCAUGUUUUAAUUAUGGGUAACUUUGUAAUAGAUCGAUAUUUUGUGGUGUAAAUCAGCCUAUGUUGUAAGAAAAAUAAGAUGGCAAAGGGCAAUCUAACUAGCUUAUUGUUACCAA